Spirodela intermedia is the source of this 1479-nucleotide messenger RNA. The record is from the annotation of a GenBank genome assembly. Lineage: Eukaryota; Viridiplantae; Streptophyta; Magnoliopsida; Alismatales; Araceae.
AUGCUUUCAUAUGGGGGAGCGCGUAACCCGCGUUUUCCCACACCGAUGGAGGACGACGCGGCGAUUGCCACGGCAUUUCUGGCCGUCAUCUCUUCGUCUCCGUCCUCACCCUCCGCUAGACCAGCGCCGCAGCGGGCGGCUCUGGGCAGCAAAGGGAUGGCCUUCGGCCGCUACAACUCAUCUCCCGCUCCGUUGGGCGACCCCGACAGCUGUUAUCCCAGGCAGAGAAUGAUCAAGAGGGCCCUCGCCAUCAUGAGGCAGAUCGGCUCCACGAAAGCUUAUACAAGGACUCAGGAAAGCCCCCGACCCGUCGCCACCCAGUUUCACCACUUGAUGACGGAGAGGAAGCGCCGGGAGAAGCUCAACGAGAGCUUCGCUGUACUGAGGACGUUGCUCUCUCCGGAUACCAGGGUACGUAGCGUGGCCACUAAAUACCGCUGCACUGCUGAAAGAUUAACGAAAUCACGUCACGCUGCCCAUAAAUGAACGAUGUGACACGCUAUAAUCCGAGUUUUGCUCCGCCUUCUUUGAUUCGUGUGCUCUUCUCGUAAUCCCGACGUGAUACAAAAAAGCUGAAACAGAUGUGUCGUGCGAUCGAACAGAUGGGUUUACUAAACUCAUCGUCAGUUAGUCCCAUAUUUCAUGUGAGCAUUGUCAUGAUUUUGAUUGUUCUUCGCUGUUGAACUCACUCAUACGAUCUUGAAUUUUCCUAUCAGAAGGACAGGGUGUCUGUUCUUGCAGGCACCAGAGACUGCAUGAACGCCAUGAGGGAACAGAUAUCGUGCCUCGAGGAGAAGAACCGGGCGCUGGAGGCACACCUUACGGCCCCGGAAGAUCCCACGGACGAAGCCGAGUCCUCAGGAGAGAGAGUGGAGAUCCGAGUAAACAGAAUGCCGGAAUCAUCAUCGUCCCAAUUGGGGCAUCAGAUAGAGCUGAGGGUGACCGUGAGAGUGAAAUGCGACGCCGUGGGGCUUCUUCUCCGGGUACUCAGACGCUUGAAGGAGAUGGGAAGUCUCAGCGUCGUCUCCAUGGAAGCCCGCGGCUUCUCCCGCCAUGGGAAUCCGUUCGGACGUGCCAUUUUGAAAAUUCAGAUUGAGGUACGGAGGGUCAAAACACUUUUUCCGUUGUUUCAAUGGAAUUCGUUGGGGAGCGGUUGGUUUGGCCGCCUCGUCGGGUGUUCUUCCUUUCACACGCGAAGAUGACGCUGCAUGACCAUUAGAUACCACAUGACUUUGAGGUUCUCCCGUCAACAUCCAGGAAAUCUUAGGGUUUAAAGCACGAGCUCUAGGAAAGGAAUGAGGAUGACCCACCAACCGGCUCAUAAAAUCUGCCUCAUUCUUGUAGGUUUUAUCGUUAUGGCGAGUGAUCACGACAGAUUAGUGAUCUGGUUGGUGCACGCAGGUGGGCGAAUGGGACGAGGCCGCCUUCAUGGAAGCCGUCACCAGCGCGGUGGACGAUGGAUUGGCGGCACCGAGAUAA